Molecule: messenger RNA, 1747 nt
Organism: Chenopodium quinoa (quinoa)
Lineage: Eukaryota; Viridiplantae; Streptophyta; Magnoliopsida; Caryophyllales; Amaranthaceae
Product: serine carboxypeptidase-like 18
Exons: 14
Coding region: 95-1516 (473 amino acids)
Biological process (GO): proteolysis; secondary metabolic process
Molecular function (GO): acyltransferase activity, transferring groups other than amino-acyl groups; serine-type carboxypeptidase activity
Source: RefSeq, a predicted model, not a curated record
CUAGCAUCUCCUAUUCUCCUCCUCAUAUAAAAGGCUAAAAGCUACGGGAGUAAUUAUACAAUAGUGAGGAGUUGACAAUUUGAAACAAAAAACCAUGACCACAUCCAAACAACUGAUACAUUUGUUCAUCUUACUCUUCCUUGCCGUCGCCUUCUCGCCGGUGCCGUCGUACUCCGGCGAGACCGUCGAUUAUCUCCCUGGAUUUUCCGGCAAGCUCCCUUUCAACCUCCAAACUGGAUACAUAAAAGUGGGAGAUUCAGAAAUGUUCUACUACUUUGUUGAAUCAGAAGGAAAUCCAAAGAAAGACCCUUUACUUCUUUGGCUUACUGGAGGUCCUGGUUGUUCUUCUUGGAAUAGUCUUGUUUAUGAAAUUGGACCACUAGAAUUUGACCUUGAUGCAUCUUUAGAAGGAGGUCUUCCUCUGUUGAGAUCUUAUGAACAUUCUUGGACCAAGAGUGCUAGCAUAAUAUUUCUAGAUUCACCAGUUGGAACAGGCUUUUCCUACUCAACAACUCAAGAGGGAUGGCCGAGCUCUGAAACAAAAGCAGCAGAUGAAGCUUAUCAAUUUUUGAUGCAGUGGGUUGUAGAAAAUCCUCAAUAUCUUGAUGUUCCAUUCUUUGUGGGUGGUGAUGGAUACUCUGGAAUUAUUGUUCCACUGAUCACACAAUUAGUAAUAAAAGGUAAUGAAGCUGGAGUGCAGCCACACUUAAACCUUAAGGGAUAUUUAGUGGGAAGCCCGAAUACAGAUGGUUUCAUUGAUGCAAAUUCAAAAGUAGAGUUCGCUCAUAGGAUGGCACUCAUAUCAGAUAUUACUUUUAAUAAUGCCAAGAAGUACUGCAAAAAGAACUAUGUAGAUGUGGAUCCAGAUAACACACAAUGUGUCCUUGCUCUUGAUGAUUAUGAGAGGUGUGUCAGGGGUAUAUGGCCAAAUCAGAUUCUGGAGCCAAAAUGUACACUUGGUAGCCCGCUUGAUGAUAGGUGGACUAGAAGAUCUCUUCAGGAGGAUCCCAAUGAAUUCAUUCUUUCGGUCCCUCAAGCUUCAAAUCUUUGGUGCCGGGAUUUCAAUUAUACUCUGUCAGAUACCUGGGCAAAUGAUGAAGCAGUCCAGGAUGCCUUGCACAUCCGCAAGGGAAUGGUAAGCCAAUGGAGUAGGUGUAACCAGACUAUAUCAUACACGAAAAAUAUACCAAGUGUUAUUCAAGUUCAUCAAAACCUCACCAACUAUAACCUGAGGCUACUAGUAUACAGUGGUGACCGAGACAUGGUUGUUACAUUUGUUGGAGUCGUGGAAUGGAUAAAGUCCAUCAAAAAUUCCGCCAAUCUAACUCUUUCAGACAAAUGGCGUCCAUGGUUUGUUGAUGCUCAAGUUGGAGGGUAUACAAGGAAAUAUGAAAAGAACUCAGCUUAUUAUCUGACAUAUGCAACCGUGAAGGGUGGAGGUCAUACAGCUGCAGAAUACUACCGCAGAGAAUGCUCUGAAAUGUUCGAUAGAUGGGUGUCACACUAUCCUCUAUGAUGCGAACCUUUUGGGUUUUGCAAGUUUAUUCUGUUUAUGUUAUUCCACUUCAUUUGGACAAUAAUGUAACUAGUAGCAUUUUUUUUUCUACCAUAAGCGUAUUACAUCGUAUGGAGUAUUUUUUAUUGAUGAAUUUACAAUUGACAAUAACUUCAUCUGUAAAAGUUUCAUAAAGGCCGAAGAUGCCUCUGAUAUGAUUGUAAUAUGGAAAUAUGUUUUCCCUUGGUACUA